Messenger RNA from Pyrus x bretschneideri (Chinese white pear), 2108 nucleotides. RefSeq names its product cyclic nucleotide-gated ion channel 1. The coding region runs from base 171 to 1985 and encodes 604 amino acids. The record is from RefSeq and is a predicted model, not a curated record. Lineage: Eukaryota; Viridiplantae; Streptophyta; Magnoliopsida; Rosales; Rosaceae. The transcript has 7 exons.
UUGGCUUAAUGUCGUUUAAAGGGUUUCGAAAUGAAACGUGGUUGACCAGUUGACCUUAUCCGCUUCAGAAGUUAGUGUAUAGGAUCCUGAGACCCCAAGAAAUAUUACCCUUUUAAGAAUUAUUAAGCUCGUUAAUUCGGUGUAGCAGCUUGAGCUAGUAGUUUGAGCUUAUGGCUGCCCCCACAGUGGCGUUAGAUAUUGAGAACCGGACACGGGGAACCGAGAGCACUGCAGGUUCUCAAAAUAACAGAAUGGGAAGACAAUUAACUAAUUACAUGAGAAUAGAUGGAGGACGUUCACGUUCAUCAACCAAGACGGGAAAAGGGGCAACCGUGAAGGAAAUUCUUGAUCCACGGGGACGCUUCGGCGUAAUAUGGUCUAAGAUGUUUGUGAUUUCAUGUGCGAUUGCAGUCUCGCUCGAUCCUUUCUUCUUUUACAUUCCGGUCGUUGUUGAGGAGCAGAAAUGCAUAAGGAAGGACACGAGUUUGAGGACUGUAGCUCUCCUCUUACGUUCACUCACGGAUAUGACCUUCAUAAUACAUAUUUUACAUGAAGUUCGUGUUACUAGUACCAACACUACUGCUGUGGCCAUCUCCAUCUUAGUUGACUUUCUCGCCAUUCUUCCCAUCCCACAGGUGGCAAUAUUGUUGUUCUUUCUAGAUCUGAAUGGCUCUGAGUAUUUUUACAAAAGGAGUAAGAUUUUGAAUGCGUUUCUUCUCCUUCAAUAUCUACCAAAGGUGUAUCGGAUUCACUUGACCUCGAAGAAACUUAAGCCGAAGGCUGGAAAAUGGGCUAAAGGGGCAUUCAAUUUCUUCCUCUACAUCCUUGCUAGUCAUAUAACAGGAGCUUUUUGGUACUUUUAUUCUAUUCAACGAGAGAUAUCAUGUUGGCAUCGUGCUUGUAUGCAUCAUCCUACGACUCCAGCAUGCAUGUCUACAUAUUUAUGCGAUGGCACCACUCCUACAACUUCAAGAAAUAUAUCCUUCCUUGGUGAAAAGUGCCCUACCAAUCCAACAAAUGCAACCCUAUUUGAUUUUGGAAUGUUUAGUAGUGCCCUCGAGUCUGGUACCACGCAGUCAAUGAACAUUCCACCAAGGAUCUUUUACUCUUUUUGGUGGGCUCUCCGAAAUUUAAGUUCUUUUGGUCAGAAUCUUCAAACAAGUACUUAUGUGUGGGAAAACGGACUUGCAAUUCUUAUUUGUGUCAUGGGUUUGCUACUGUUUCUAUACCUUAUUGGGAAUGUGCAGACAUUCAUUCAGUUGGCAACUAUGAAAUCAGAGGAAAAAAGACUAGAUUCAGUGUUAUCUAUGAAGAUGCAAAGGAAAGGGGUAGAUAUACAUAUGUGGAUGGACAAAAAUGGUAUCCGUGAUAAGCAUAUGAAGACAGGAAUCAUGAAAAACAUAGAACAAAUAUUGAAAGGAAACGAAGAUGUUGAUAUGGAGCACUUAUUCUCUAUGCUACACUGGCGUGUCAGAAAAUCCAUAAAGCACCAUCUCUGCAUGGAUACGAUCAAGAAAGUUCCUUUGCUUCAUAAUUUGGAUGAACAAGUAUUGCAAGCAGUAUGUGGGAACCUUAAGCAAGUAAGGUAUGCCGAGGAUAGUUUUAUUGUCCGAGAAGGGGAGCCACUUGAUAAGAUGUUAUUCAUCACACAAGGCAUUGCAUGGAUCUACGCAUCGUCGUCUAGCAACACUGGAGGCAAUGGAUGUCUUCAGAAAACCGACUUCUAUGGCGAACAACUUCUAAGUUGGGCACUAAAAUCUUCCUCGUUUUCUGAUAUUCCCAUCUCGACCAGAACUGUUAAGUCCCACACCAAAGUUGAAGCCUUCGCUCUCAUGGCCGUCGACGUGAAGUGUGUAGUCUCUAGACUCUGGUGGCAUUUCAGCAAGGAGAUGUCCAACUCGGAGGAUCCUAGGCCGGAGCAGUGGGAGCUCUUAGCAGCUUCGUCCAUACAAGCAACUUGGCGCCGCCGUCACAGAAGACUAUAAACCGUUGCCAAUUUACCGAGGCCCUGAGGAUCGUAGCUAGUAUCAAAAAGUUGGAAGACUAGGGAUUAAUUGUAAUUAAUUGCAACAUGAUUAUAAUAAUGAAUGGUUUUGGAAAAAAAAAUC